AUGCCGCAAUUUGAGCUGGGCGAUUCAAUACCAUCAAACACUACCCAUGUGAGUCGAAUGGCCGUAAGUGUCUCAUUGCCCACAUGGAAGGCGAUUGUUGGCUAUGAAGAAGGAGAGCAGUGGGUGGUUGGAAAACUCAGCACAGGUUAUCCAAGAUUCUUCGUCCACAAAAGCAUCGUUGCAUUUGGUGAGGAUAUUCUGGCCAGCCACGGACGCCCUCAUCAGCGCGUCAUGCUGUUCCCUACCAAGAGGAUUGCACAACGCUGCCUGGACUUUGUCUACGAGCAGGCACCCAAGCCCGUCCAGGCGGAUCUGGAACUAGUCCAUCUAAUUUUGAAACCUUUCGCUAGGACCACUGAGACCACUCAGCAGAUUACGCCGGCGAUUUCCGCAGUAUUAUGUACUGUGGAUGCGUAUCCUUAUCUCAAACAAUAUUGGCAGCGCUCCGGUGACGGUAUAUCAAGCCGCCGAGCAGAGUUCUGCCAUAGCCUCUUUCGGGAUGGGUUGCUCAUUCGCGAGCAGAUGCCACAAUCUCCUCAUCCCCAACCACAGGGUAAGCCAUUCCGUGGGCCGCGGCGUUAUCAACGGCUGUCUUCUAUUGGGACUACGAAUAGUGUAGCAACUAGUCCUGCUCAAGGAAACAAUGGUUUCGGUGAUGAGAAGACCGAAGAUUUGGAAAGCUCACGAUUUCUCGAGGAGCGGUACGGCCGGAACCUGGAUGUAUCCCUGGUAGACAAUGCAAAGGCUGCAAUUCGACGACGUAUCGCGCAAAGCUUUUUCAAGGAGAAUGAUAUCACCUCCGGACAUCUUCCAGCUCAGGACACGAAUACUCGCUGGGUUCCUAAUUUUAAGGAGGAUGACAUCUACCUCCUUCCUUGCGGCAUGAGCGCAAUCUUCACGGCACACCAGACUCUGCUCAAAUCUAGCACACCCAGAAAGAGCAUCAGCUUCGGUUUUCCAUACGCCGAUACUUUGAAGAUUCUUCAGAUUUUUGGACCCGGCUGCAUAUUCUACGGUAAUGGAGCUGACGGAGAUUUGGAUGACCUCGAGCUUCGACUAAAGGUUGGGGAGAGGUUCCAAGCACUAUUCUGCGAGUUUCCCAGUAACCCGUUGCUAAAAAGCCCCGAUCUGGUGAGAAUACGGAAGAUGGCAGAUACUUACGACUUUGCGGUGGUGGUAGACGAGACUGUCGGCACAUUUGUUAACAUCAAUGUACUCCCGUUUGCAGACAUUGUCGUAAGUAGCCUUACGAAGAUCUUCUCAGGAGAUUGCAAUGUCAUGGGCGGAAGUCUGGUCUUAAACCCAAACAGUCGGUAUUACAGUGCGCUCAAGUCAACAUUGCACCGAGAAUUCGAGGAUACGUAUUGGCCCGAGGAUGUCAUCUUCAUGGAACGAAACAGCCGCGAUUUCAGAUCAAGGAUUGACAGAGUCAACGCGAAUUCAGAGGUUAUUGUGGACAUGCUGCGAGCUCAUCCCAACGUCGACAAUGUCUUCUACCCAAAAUACAAUAAAACACGGGCGUACUAUGAGACAUGUAAACGGCCACACGGCGGAUACGGUGGGCUGCUCUCAUGUACAUUCAAGCAGAAGGCACAAGCAGUUGUCUUCUAUGACAGCCUUGAGACGGCCAAAGGACCAAGCUUGGGAACAAAUUUUACAUUGACAUCACCAUAUGUUAUCCUAGCACAUUACAUGGAGCUGCACUGGGCUGCAGGCUUUGGAGUAAAUCCGAAUCUCCUGAGAAUCAGUGUUGGAUUAGAAGAGACGGAAUACCUCAGGUCGGUGUUUAUGAAAGCUUUGGAGGCUACGGAGGGCGUGGGUAGUAAGGCAGGUAGCUAGGCUCGUUCGAUAUCCAGAGACGCAUAUGAUUGGAGAGAGUAGGCCCGGAUGAAGUGAGGGAAUGGCCAUUUCCUGGCAUCCAGGCAGAGUGUAAAAAGUAAGGCAGUCGGAUCUCUCUUUGCCUAUAACAACGAUUGGCAUUAGGUGGAGGUGUUACUUGUCAGAUACUGAAUGUAAAUACUCUCAAAUUCCUGGCUAUCUACCAUCUUGUGCUCU
Truncatella angustata is the source of this 2055-nucleotide messenger RNA. Its product is annotated as pyridoxal phosphate-dependent transferase. Gene Ontology annotation, biological process: transsulfuration. Lineage: Eukaryota; Fungi; Ascomycota; Sordariomycetes; Amphisphaeriales; Sporocadaceae. The record is from RefSeq and is a predicted model, not a curated record. The transcript is spliced from 2 exons. Gene Ontology annotation, molecular function: pyridoxal phosphate binding; cystathionine gamma-synthase activity. The coding region runs from base 1 to 1839 and encodes 612 amino acids.